Bactrocera dorsalis (oriental fruit fly) is the source of this 2421-nucleotide messenger RNA. Its product is annotated as neprilysin-4. The record is from RefSeq and is a predicted model, not a curated record. The coding region runs from base 28 to 2136 and encodes 702 amino acids. Gene Ontology annotation, biological process: protein processing. The transcript has a single exon. Gene Ontology annotation, cellular component: plasma membrane. Lineage: Eukaryota; Metazoa; Arthropoda; Insecta; Diptera; Tephritidae. Gene Ontology annotation, molecular function: metalloendopeptidase activity.
UGUAUAACAACGCGUCUGCUCUCCGAAAUGAAAUGUCUAAUAAAGUAUUCGUUGCACAUAGUUUGUGUAAUUUUGGCAUGCGCACACACCUUAGCUACACCGUUAAUAGCGAAUCGAGAUAAAAAAAAGACCUCGAAUCCAUCGAAAUCGGAAGUCGAUAUAAUGCGAACAGCAAAGACCAUUUCAAUAUUAAACAAUAUGGAUACGAAAAUUGAUCCAUGUGAUGACUUCUACAAAUUUGCGUGUGGAAAUUGGACCCGCCUCUACCCUGCUACUACAUUGGAUCACUUGACAACUGGUCUGUUUGAAGAGUUGAGCUAUUUACUCGAUCGCAAAGCGGAGAAGCUUUUAACAAAUGAUCCAAAUUUCAAUUACACCGACAUCGACUAUAAAGUAAAGGACUUCUUUGAGUCCUGUGUGAACUUAGUUCAGAAGAAAGAAAACCUCAAGGAAGACUUAAUCCGCACUAUCGCCCAGUUUGGCGAAAUGCCUGCGAUCAGCGGAGCUAAUUGGAAUGCGGCUAAAUUCGAUUGGGUGGAGACAGUCGCAAAAAUUGCUCACAAAUAUGGCAAAGACAUCAUCAUAGGCAUGGAUAUAAUGACUGAUUUUAAAGACAAUAGCGUCAAUAGAAUUUACAUUGGUCAAGCGGAACUGCCUUUAGAAAGUCGUGUUAUGUAUUUGGAUAAUUCAACAGCUGUGUAUAGAGAUAGUUACAAAAGUAAAAUUCGCAAAGAGCUUGAGAAAUUUUUGGGAAUAGAUACACAUUUGGCUACGAAGACUGCAAAUGAAAUUGUGGACUUCGAAGUGAAUUUAGCGCGAGGUUUAAUUGAUGACACACUCGGUCAGAGUCUAGAUGAGUUAUCCAAACUCACAACCAUUGACAACUUGCAAGCCAAAUACGGCACAGUAAUAGACAUUAAAAAGCUGAUGAAUAUAACAUUGGGAGAAAUAGUUAAAGACAAAGUAUAUGAGUAUGCUGAAUCAUAUCAGGAGAACUUGUUGAAAAUUAUUCCCUUGACACCAAAAGCAACACUAGCUAAUUAUAUUUUCUAUACAUUCCUCAAUGAUUACAUGCUGGAUAUCGAUAAGUCACCAAAGAGACAGAAGAAAACCUGCAUUGAGAAGACCAAGUCAUAUUUUGCUAAGAAUGUUGAUAAUAUGGUCUAUCGUAGAUAUAGUACUGGUAAAACUGAACGAGAUGUCGAGUAUAUGUGGGAUAAGCUAAAAGAAACAUUCAAAAACAAGUUACUUUCAGAUGACUUAACCUGGAUAUCAGAACCGACCCGUCAAUAUGCACUUGAAAAACUCGAUGCCCUUCGAAUGGAAAUUAAUUCAUACUCAGAUCAUAAUUUUACCGAAGAAUUCGGAUCAUUAGUUACUAAUAAACACGAUUAUCUAGCAAAUGUUUUUGCUUUAUUAGAGUUGGAUACUAAAAGAUCUAUCGCAAAAUUACAUGAAAAGCCAAGACCCAUAGAAGCUGGGGAAAUACUAUCCUACACGCCGGCUAAUAUCCUAAUUGAAAAUGUCAUUAAAGUACCGGUUUCGAUUCUGCAGCCCUAUAUUAUGUGGGGUGACUACUAUCCAACAGCAGUGAAAUUCGGUACUUUAGGCGCAAUAGUAGGGCACGAACUUAUACAUGCGUUUGACGACACCGGACGUCGCUUCGACAAGGACGGCAAUAGUCGCGACUGGUGGGACGAGAGAUCCACAGAGAUUUUUCUUGAUCGAACCGAGUGCUUCAGCAAUCAAUAUAGUAAGUAUGAGUAUGGUGGACGCCCACUACCGAAGAGCGUAUCGCAAUCAGAAAAUAUUGCAGACAAUGGUGGUAUGCGGUUGGCAUACGAUGCGUAUCUGCGUUGGUAUGAAGAUGCAGACCGUGCUGGGGAUAACGUUGACAUGGAAACCCUACCCAAAUUUCCCUACAACUAUAAACAAUUGUUCUUCAUUAGCUUCGCACAAAUUUGGUGCAAUGAUGUCCAUCCUCAAGUCAAGCAUCUCCAAACAUCAACCGACCAGCAUGUGCCAGGCGAGUUUAGAGUAAUUGGACCUCUCUCGAACUACGGAAAAUUCGCGGAGGAAUUUAACUGCAAAGAAGGCAGAAAAAUGAACCCCCUCAAUAAGUGCGAAAUAUAUUAAACAAAAAAACAUUGCUAGGCCUAUGUACCUAUACAUAUAUAGGUAUAUAGUACCUAUGUGUGUGGUUCAUUAUCAGUCAUUUACCAAAAAUCCAUACACAUACUUAUGUAUACAUCUGUAUGUAUUUAUAUAUUGUAAUUUCGCUUUAAGAAUAACAUUAGAGGUUUAACACACAAAUUUGUUUCCCUGAAAAAUAUAAUCACAAAUUUAAGAUGAUAUACAACAAUAUGCGUUAUACUUAUAAUUCGGAUAUACUUGUAUACAUACAUACAUAUUUAUAUACGU